UCCGAGGCGGGAGGCGCACACGGGCUCCGGGAGCCCUUCCCGAGUCUGAGUCCCCGAGUCCCCGAGUGCCCGAGUCCCCGCGCCCUGCUCCCUGCGCCCCGCGGGAGGGCUGAGCCGGGCGGGCAGGUGCGGAGCGAGCAGAGGGGACCACGGCCGAGGGUGGAAGCAAGUCCUGCGCGCAGAGAGGCGCUGCUGCUCCAGCUGUCGCCGCCGCCGCAGCCGCCGCCACCAAGCCGGCGUCCAGAGCCGGGCUGGCAGGCCGGGCGCGGAGCCGCGAGGGGAGCGAGGGGCGCGCUCAUGGAGCACACGCACGCCCACCUCGUCGCCAACAGCUCGCUGUCCUGGUCCCCCUGCGGCUUGGGCUUCGUGCCCGUGGUCUACUAUAGCCUCUUGCUGUGCCUCGGUUUACCAGCAAAUAUCUUGACAGUGAUCAUCCUCUCGCAGCUGGUGGCCAGAAGGCAGAAGUCCUCCUACAACUAUCUCUUGGCACUUGCUGCUGCUGAUAUCUUGGUCCUCUUCUUCAUCGUGUUUGUGGACUUCCUGUUGGAAGACUUCAUCUUGAACAUGCAGAUGCCUCCGGUCCCUGAUAAGAUCAUAGAAGUGCUGGAAUUCUCAUCCAUCCACACCUCUAUUUGGAUCACAGUUCCAUUAACCAUUGACAGGUAUAUCGCCGUCUGCCACCCGCUCAAAUACCACAUGGUGUCCUACCCAGCCCGUACCAGGAAAGUCAUUGUAAGUGUCUAUGUCACCUGCUUCCUGACCAGCAUCCCCUACUACUGGUGGCCCAACAUCUGGACUGAAGACUACGUCAGCACCUCUGUGCACCACGUCCUCAUCUGGAUUCACUGCUUCACUGUGUACCUGGUACCCUGCUCCAUCUUCUUCAUCUUGAACUCAAUCAUCGUGUACAAGCUCAGGAGGAAGAGCAAUUUUCGCCUCCGCGGCUACUCCACGGGGAAGACCACAGCCAUCCUGUUUGCCAUUACCUCCAUCUUUGCCACGCUCUGGGCCCCCCGCAUCAUCAUGAUUCUCUACCACCUCUAUGGGGCGCCCAUCCAGAACCGCUGGCUGGUGCACAUCAUGUCUGAUGUUGCCAACAUGCUGGCCCUUCUGAACACAGCCAUCAACUUCUUCCUCUACUGCUUUAUCAGCAAGCGGUUCCGCACCAUGGCAGCUGCCACACUCAAGGCCUUCUUCAGGUGCCAGAAGCAGCCUGUACAGUUCUACACCAACCAUAACUUUUCCAUAACAAGCAGCCCCUGGAUCUCGCCGGCGAACUCACACUGUAUCAAGAUGCUGGUGUACCAGUAUGACAAAAAUGGAAAACCUAUAAAAGUAUCCCCAUGACCCCAUAGGUUUGGCACCUAGUGCUUUUGUCAAAUCCAUUUCCAGAUGGGAGGGUGUCCCGUCCCAUGGCUGAACAGCUCUCCUCCGGAGCGAUACCCUGAUUUGCUGUCUCGAUAGACUGGCAACUCUCAGGCUGGUAGAUGAGGAAAGAUGGAAGAGAAGAAAGGAAAGCAUGAAUCUUGUUUUUACUUAUGCAUUUAUUUUUACAAAGUCACGUUGACAACAAAAGUUUCUACCAGUUUGAAGAU
This is a messenger RNA of Lemur catta (Ring-tailed lemur), 1595 nucleotides long. It is a transcript of the gene GPR139, whose product is annotated as G protein-coupled receptor 139. The record is from RefSeq and is a predicted model, not a curated record. Gene Ontology annotation, molecular function: neuropeptide receptor activity. Gene Ontology annotation, biological process: G protein-coupled receptor signaling pathway. The transcript is spliced from 2 exons. Bases 298 to 1347 code for a protein of 349 amino acids. NCBI's taxonomy places the organism in Eukaryota, Metazoa, Chordata, Mammalia, Primates, Lemuridae. Gene Ontology annotation, cellular component: membrane.